AAAAAAGAAUAAAAAAUUUUAAAAACGUUUAGUUUGUAAAUAACUUUUGUGAUGUGAUUACGGGUUGUACGGAAAACAAAUUUCAAUUCACUUAAAAAUAUAUGAAAUGAAAAAACAAUAUGAACACAAAAUUUGCGAAUAAACGAAUAAAGCAUAGUUUUACCAUAUACCGAAAAGGGUAAAAUAAAGUUUCUGCAAACGCUACACAUAGAUUACGUGCGUUUUAAUUACGCCAUUUCCAUGCAAUUUCUCCGCACGUGUUGUCACAUGAAAUGAAUUUGAUUGAAAAGAAAAUGUAAAAAAUUUCAAAUAAAAAAAGUACAGUAAAUGAAUUUUGAUUUCAUUCAUCAAUAAGUGAAGAAAUGCAAUGAAUGACGACGAUAUGAGCAGGAUUGUUUGUGAGCAGAAUGAAUUUUAACAAUAUCCUAAAACUAUGCAAUAAAAAUCGACAUGACAUCUGAAAAAGUUAUAUUGCGACGUGAACAGGCGGCUAAAAAUGGUGAGGAAUAUAGAGCACCUCCUCCUCGGGUACGGGGUCAAAGCACCUAUUUAACGCUUCUCAGCUCUCUGGCUACCGACUUGGAUAUGAUGCUUAACGAUUUAAGAUCAUCGCCGAGUUCAAGAUUGGGAGCCACAUCUACUGCCUCCCAACACCAUCAUCUUCAUCAUCAUCAACCUCAUCAUCAUUCACAAUCUACCGCUACUUAUACACCCCUAUCACUCGGUAUUGGCACAAGCAGUAACAUUGCUGGCAUUAAUAGAAACAGUCAGACAACACAACCAAAUUAUUCAAAUUACUCGCAAAGUUCAUCAACGCUUUGCGAUUAUCGAAGUUACCAGCAACAGUGUGAGUACACUUACCAUAGCAGGCAAGACAUAGCAGAGAAGAAGCAGCAGCAACAGCAACAUCAAAAUCAAUAUAUUGUAGACCAACAACAGCAAAAACAACAACAACAACAAAAUGAACAACAGCAAUUAAAUCGUAGUGUAGAGCAAGUGCAACAAAAUCAUUAUGAAUUACAAUUCAAUCAGAAAAUCUGCACUGAUGCGAAUCAGAGCAAUGAUACGAACAACAACAAUAACAAUGGCAGUAAUGGCAAUUGCGAACUGAAUAGAAUUAACAACGGAAAUGUUAUAACCACCGGACGUCUAGGCAUACAACAUACGCAACCUAUAAAUGCAUUAGAAAGUAAUAUAAAUAUAUCAAGGAGCAGUUGUUGCAGUUCACCAUCGAAAUCAUUAUCAACAUUAACGUCAUCGUCAUCGUCAUCAUCAUCGUCAUUCCAAACAUUCUCCACUGAUGUUACACGAAUUUCCAGACUGCCAUUAUAUACAUAUCAACGCAAGCAAUUGCAACAACCGCAAACGCUGCACAUAAAAUUGCUGCCACAACAACAGGCCUUAAAGGCAUUAACAUCACAAAUAACUGCCAAAGAGAAUGUGGUCAAGCAUACUCCCAGUGUCUGUGCAGCGACCACCACUAACAUCUGUAACAAUAUUUCUAGCACAUCGUUUCAAACCAUCACAACUACAACAAUAACAACAGCACUUGCAAAUCCUUCAUUCAUCUCAUCGUCAUCGUCAACAGAUUUUAGAAUCAAAUCAAUUUCAGCAUCAACAUCAUCGUCAUCGUUAGUAUCAUUAUCAUCGCCACCUAGUAAAAGCUCCAAUCGUUUGUAUAAAUUCCGCAACUCCGACACCAGCAACGCCAGUAGUUGGUUACCAUCAUCGUCAAAUUUUCUCAGGAAACGAAUCCAACAUCACGCAGCAAAUGUCCGCAAAGUUGAAAAAAGUAAGGACAACGUAAAAGUAUUUUGUAAUGAAAAGGCUAUUGAAGCCUUUAAUAAAUGCAAUAUAAAUCAUUCCAAACACUUUAACACUCUCGCCCAUCAUAAGCAACCAUAUCAGUGCCGUUUAUUCAGCAGUGCUUCAACAAAGACCUUAUAA
Messenger RNA from Glossina fuscipes, 1947 nucleotides. RefSeq lists its product as uncharacterized. Lineage: Eukaryota; Metazoa; Arthropoda; Insecta; Diptera; Glossinidae. Bases 451 to 1947 code for a protein of 498 amino acids. The record is from RefSeq and is a predicted model, not a curated record. The transcript has 5 exons.